This is a messenger RNA of Lates calcarifer (barramundi perch), 1671 nucleotides long. Its product is annotated as ubiquitin carboxyl-terminal hydrolase 47. Bases 48 to 1349 code for a protein of 433 amino acids. The transcript is spliced from 13 exons. NCBI's taxonomy places the organism in Eukaryota, Metazoa, Chordata, Actinopteri, Centropomidae. The record is from RefSeq and is a predicted model, not a curated record. Gene Ontology annotation, biological process: protein deubiquitination. Gene Ontology annotation, cellular component: nucleus; cytosol. Gene Ontology annotation, molecular function: cysteine-type endopeptidase activity; cysteine-type deubiquitinase activity.
GACCUCUUGCACUUUGGCACUUUUGGGAGUAUUUUAAGUCAAGUGAUAUGAAGUCACAAAGACCUCAUCAUGGCCUGUACAAUCAAGGAGCCACAUGUUACCUCAACAGUGUCCUGCAAGUUCUCUUCAUGACACCUGAGAUCCAUGACAGGUUGCGUCAGUUGGAUGAGUCACAGAUCACAGGUACAGAUAAAGAGCUGAGUAACAUCUUUGAAAAGCUGAAACAAACAACAUGUGGGACAGAAAACAUCACAGAGAUUCUGGGGAUUAAAGAUGUUCAUCAACAACGUGAUGCUGCUGAAUGCCUGGAGCUGAUCUUAAGGAAAGUCAGCCCACAGGCCUCUGAGGUUUUCCGAGGGAAGCUGACAGAGACAACAAAGUGCUUUGAGGGUCACAUCAUCAUUGAAGAGACAAAUCCAUUCUGGACUCUUCCACUGUCACUGAAAGAUAGAGAUGAUACAACAUACAGUGUGGAAAAAGGCUUUAAAAGAAUUUUCAAGAAAAAAUCAUACAGUGGCAACAACCUGGUGUACUGCAAUGAAUGCAAAAAGAAAACAGAGGCAACAAGUGGAUGUGAGAUGGAGCGAUGGCCUCAGAUUUUGACUCUGCUCCUCAAGAGAUUUGAGUUUGACCAUUACACAAUGUCACAUGUCAAAUCAAACCGCUGUGUAGAUGUGCCGCUUACAUUACAAAGAGAGAAGAAGAAGUACACACUUUAUGGGAUGGUGAAUCACAUGGGUGAUCUUGGAGGUGGACAUUACACUGCCACCGUCCUGUCCUGUGACAACAACACCUGGUUUGAGUUUAAUGAUGAAAGGGUCACAGAGGUUAGACAAUCAUUUGCAGAAGAUGAGCCUUACAGCUCUGGGACUGUCUAUCUUCUCACAUACAGAGUUUCUCAGAUGCCUGUUGAGACCAAUUCUGAAAAUGAGGUAAAUGAAAACCAGCACACUGGUGAAAAAGAAAACGGACAGAUGGGACCAAGUGAAGUGAAUAAGUUACAGGAAAGAACAGUCUUUAAGAUAGAGACACCCAGUCUUCAGGCUGGAGGAGAGGAUAUAUCAGUUGGAGAAACAAGUCAUGACACUGAUGUGGAAACUGGCAACAGCUGUGGAGUACCAAGUGAGGCAAAAAGAAGCAGAUAUGAAGAGGCACAGGAAAAUCCGUCUCAGGUACUACAUCUGCUGCAUGAAGAACUGAAUACACAGAGCAAUCAAGUGAGAAUUCUUCACAUGUCCAGGAGGGAGCAUCAAAGAUGGGAUACACAACUUGUCAUACAUUUUCUUAUCACACUAAUUUUUUGUUGGUUAUUGAUUGUGACAUUCUUUUUAGUAGCAACCCUUUUAUAAUCUUACCCACACUUGAUCCAAGGGGGAUGGUGUGGUUGUUUUAGCACUUACUGUAGCCUGUGGAUUCAGAGCCACUAACAUUAUCAACAACCUGAUAUCAGAGUAAUCAAGAAUGUGAUUAUGUUAUAAUUAUGAAUCAACUUCGCUUCUUAAAUUUUGUCUUCCAUUUAUUAAACUAGAUGACAAUUAUGUGACAAACUGUUGUGACAAAAUGAAGUGUCUGUGCAUGUGUACGAUGUUCAGUUUCUCAUUUUAAAGAUACUGAUGCAUAUGAGCUCUAUUUGGGUGAAUCUGAAAUAUGAAUAAACAAAUUCAAAAUGUU